This is a messenger RNA of Fusarium venenatum, 2331 nucleotides long. RefSeq lists its product as uncharacterized. Gene Ontology annotation, biological process: protein deubiquitination. Lineage: Eukaryota; Fungi; Ascomycota; Sordariomycetes; Hypocreales; Nectriaceae. Gene Ontology annotation, molecular function: zinc ion binding; protein binding; cysteine-type deubiquitinase activity. The record is from RefSeq and is a predicted model, not a curated record.
AUGGCUUGCCCGCAUCUCGACUUGAUCGGGCUGACACCCCCCAAUCCUUCUCAGUCCGUCUACCGCGAAGACUGCACUCAAUGUUUUGACUCGAUCGAUGAUCCUGCUGGCCUCAAUGUCUGUCUGCAGUGUUUCAACGGAGGAUGUGCCGGUGACAGGAAGCAUGAUAGUCUUCACUAUGCGCUGGCUCAGCACCCUCUUGCCCUCAACAUUCGCCGCUCCAGAAAAGUCGUUGAACGGGAUGAACCACCUGCCAAGAUGUCCAAGCUGGCCAUUGCCGCCGAGAAAGAAGAAGAUCGAUACGACACAGCACUGGCUGUGAAGUGCCUCGACUGUAACACCGAGCUCGACCGAACGAAUCCCAAGCUUGCUCCCACUAUUGACGGUAUCCUCAAGGCCAAUACCUUUUCACGAAAGGAAGAGGUUAAGGCUUGGGAACAGGAGCUGACCAGCUGCGAGCACAUCCUGAUGCUUCAGCAGGCGCCUUCUAAGAAGAUCGAGCAAAAUGACCUGAGCCACUGCUAUGCUUGCGACUUGGCUGAGAACCUUUGGCUGUGCAUCGAAUGUGGCAACCUUGGAUGCGGUCGUAAGCAGAUGGGUGGCGUUGACGGGAACUCGCAUGCCCUUACCCACGCGAACGAGUCGGGCCAUGGAGUUGCCGUCAAGCUUGGAUCAAUCACCCCCGAAGGUACCGCAGAUAUCUACUGUUACAAGUGCGAUGACGAGCGAGUCGAUGACAAGCUGGGCGAGCAUUUGAACCAUUGGGGCAUUGUGCUUGCUGAGCGCCAAAAGACCGAGAAGAGCUUGACCGAAAUGCAAAUCGAACAGAACCUCAAGUGGGACUUUAGCAUGACUACUGAAGAUGGAAAGGAACUGAAGCCCUUAUUCGGACCUGGUCUAACUGGUCUGAAGAACCUUGGAAACAGUUGUUAUCUCGCCAGUAUCGUUCAAUGCUUAUUCGACAUGCCUUCUUUCCAAACAAGGUACUUCCAACCUGGCGCCGACCUUCCCAUUGUUACUGAACCCGCUGCCGAUCUCGAGACUCAGUUGCGAAAGGUAGCCGAUGGGCUUUUGUCUGGACGAUAUUCCAAGCCUGACGCAGAGAUUGCCGGAGAGGGUAUCACACAUCAGAAAGGACUGGCACCAGCGAUGCUCAAACAUCUUAUUGGACGAGGCCACGAAGAAUUCUCUACCAUGCGACAGCAAGAUGCGCUCGAGUUUCUUCAGCAUUUGUUCAAGCUCAUUACUCGGUCUUCUCACCCUGAUGGAAAAGACCCUACAGAGCCUUUCCGCUUCGUUCUUGAGCAAAGACUCCAAUGCCUUGGUUGCCACAAGGUGAGAUACAGCAGUAACGAGCAGGACAAUAUUUUUAUCGACGUCCCUCUGGAAAAGCUCCCACGCGAGGAAGGGUCGGAUGACCCAGAUGCUUACAAGCCUGUAUCUCUGACACAGUGCCUCGAUAACUUCACAGCUGCCGAGAAAGUUGAAUUAACCUGCUCUGCUUGUGGAAGUAAGGAUGGCUUUACCAAGCGAUCUCUAUUCAAGACCUUCCCCGACACUGUAGUCGUUAACGCGCGAAAGAUGACUGUUGUCAACUGGGUUCCAAUCAAGGUGGACGUCCCUGUUCUUGUGCCCGAUGAGCCUUUCAAUUUGGACGCCUAUCUUUCCGAGGGAUUGCAAUCCGGAGAGGAACAACUCCCUGAUGAGCCGGAGGUCAAGGCACCUGCAUUUGAACCUGACGCUACUGCCCUGGUGCAACUGGAAGCCAUGGGAUUCCCCUACAACCGCUGUGCGCGUGCUCUUCAUGCCACUGGCAAUUCCGACGCUAACGCCGCCAUGGAAUGGUUGUUUGGACACAUGGAAGACCCUGAUAUUGAUGCGCCUCUUGAUCUGGGUGCUCAAACCGGAGCAGCUAACACUGCUGAUCCUGAAAAGAUCGAAAUGCUCGGAGCCAUGGGCUUUGGUGCCCCACAAGCCAAGAAAGCCCUGAAGGAGACUGGUGGCGACGUCGAGAGAGCUGUAGAAUGGCUCUUCAGUCAUCCUGAUGACCAAGGAACAUUUGAAGAUGAUGCUCCCGCUGAGGGGGCUACUUCUGCCACAAAGGAGCCAGCCGGAAGCGCUGAUCUGCCAGCAACCUUCCAGCUUAGGUCAAUCGUAUGCCACAAAGGCACAAGUAUUCAUGCUGGACACUACGUUGCCUUUAUCCGCAAGGCUUUGGGAGAUGCUAAUGUCCCAACUUGGGUUCUUUUCAAUGACGAAAAGGUUGUCGAGGCACAUGAUGUUGACGAGAUGCGCAAGUUUGCGUAUGUGUACUUUUUUAAGCGAGUCUAG